CACGGUGGGUUGGGAAAAGAGUAAGGGUUACUGCACUUUAACAAAAAGUCGCCAGGUGUCAGCCACGCAUGGUCAUGUCGGUAUUGGAAUGCGCGACUCGUUUUACUCUAAGUAAAAGCUAAGCAACUUGCUGUCGGCGAACCAGCUGCUACUUUCCGUCCAAAAAUGUUACACAACUGCUGAAAUAUUGCAUAACCUCAGUUUUUCAAGACGCAUAGUCACAAGACAGUCCGGAGACCUUCCCAGACGACGUCUUGGCUUUAUCCUGGACAGUUCCUUCUAUCUUGAGAAAGAUGAGCGCUGAGAUUGUGAAGAAGAUCGCAGUGAACCUGGUUAAAGACGUGAAGACAGGACAGACAGUUCCUCUGGGGUCGGUAUGGGAAAGUCAAGCGUGUGUCCUGUUGUUCCUGCGGAGGUUUGGUUGCCAGGUUUGCCGCUGGACGGCCUCGGAGCUCAGCAAACUCAAACCUCAGCUGGACGCAGCAGGCGUGACCUUGGCAGGGGUCGGACCUGAAGAUGUGGGGGUGGAGGAAUUUGUGCAGGGGAAAUUCUUCGCUGGAGAUCUAUAUGUAGAUGAGACCAAGCAGUGUUACAAAGACCUCGGGUACAGAAGAUACAAUGCACUCAAUGUCAUUCCUGCUGCAGCGUCGAAAAAGUCUCGCGAAGUCAUCAGUAAGGCAAAAUCAGAAGGAAUUCCUGGGAACUUCAAGGGUGACCUGUUGCAAGCAGGAGGUACUCUUAUAGUCAGUGCAGGAGGAGAGAAGGUCUUGUUGAACUUUGUGCAGGACUCUCCAGGCGACCAUGUAGAACUACAGGAGGUGCUGAAGUUACUGGGACUGGAGGGGAAGGUACAGGCCAGUGCACAGCCAAAGUGUGAUGACACCAUGUGCACUAUGUGAAGAAGAGCCCGAUUGGCUACUAGAGAAGCCCUCUGACACUGAUGGUCACUCAAAAACCUGACAUAUGUCAUAUUCAGAAUUUCAUACAAAAAA
This is a messenger RNA of Branchiostoma belcheri (Belcher's lancelet), 992 nucleotides long. Its product is annotated as prostamide/prostaglandin F synthase-like. The coding region runs from base 294 to 899 and encodes 201 amino acids. The transcript is spliced from 8 exons. The record is from RefSeq and is a predicted model, not a curated record. Lineage: Eukaryota; Metazoa; Chordata; Leptocardii; Amphioxiformes; Branchiostomatidae.